Paramuricea clavata is the source of this 1692-nucleotide messenger RNA. Lineage: Eukaryota; Metazoa; Cnidaria; Anthozoa; Malacalcyonacea; Plexauridae. The record is from the annotation of a GenBank genome assembly.
AUGGCGACAGAUGAUGAAAUCGGCAAUCUUACAGCAAGUAAUCUAGAAUCAGAAGAUCUAGAAUUAGCAAAAGAUUCCAGUGAUCCCCACGAUUACCUAAGCAGCGACGAGAUCAAUAAUGAAGACGGUUUAACUGUAACAGACAAGGGAAAUCUGAAAUGGAAUGGAUCAUAUAUGGGCCUCAAAAAUUUCAUUAUGAUGCAACAAAUCUCGGCUGAACACUGGACUUCCUCUGGUGGGGACUGCAAGAAGUGUGAAGAUUCCGGGCUGAUAAUACGGUGGUAUUCAUCGAAAGGUUCACUAACAUUUGGGGGAGAAAAGAGCAAGGAAGUAAAAAAUAAACUAUUGCUAUUAGCACAAAACAAAGAAGAAGUGAGAACGAAGUCAAGCUGUGAUAAACAACAAGACAAUUUACAUACCGUACAGACAAAGCCUAAUGGCCCCUUGGGCGCAGUGUUCACUCAAGCAGCCAUUGUAGAAGAUAUGACUCAUUACAUAAAGCCAACUCUAGCCUCGAAUCCAGCUGAAGUCAUUGUACAUAUCGGUACAAAUGACUUGAAAUACAAGUCACCCAGAACCCUACUUAAAAUGGUAGACAAUCUUGGAGAAAUGAUUACGGAGAGUAAAGAUGUUAAACUGACAUUAUCAGAGAUUAUAACCAGAUGUGACGAUGAAACUCUAGCGGACAAGGUAAAUAUUUAUAAUGAACUUCUAGCUAACCUUUGUUCUGAGCGAAAUUGGGGGUUAAUUAAGAACUCUAAUAUAAAGAAAGAACAUUUAAAUAACUAUGGACUCCACUUAAACCCAAGAGGUUCGACGGUCCUAGCUAAGAACUUCAAACUGUAUGUAAGUAAUCAAAAUUGACUAAAUGUUAAUACACAAAACCUAAUGAUGCAAGAACCUAUUAGAAACUCCGGUGCAGUAUCAACGGAUAACCAAAGCAAACUAUAUCCAAAACUUAAGGGCUUUUCAAUUGCGCAGUUAAAUAUUACCAGUCUGACUAAACAUACUGACGAACUCAGGAUUCUCAUAACAGAAAUGAACUUUGACAUACUAUGUAUUAAUGAAACAAGAAUUGACAAAACAAUUAAGAACUCAGAAAUAGGACUUCAGGGAUACGACUUAACAAGACGUGACAGAAAUAGACGCGGUGGGGGUGUAGCAAUAUAUAUACGUAAUACCAUACCAUACGUGGAGAGGUCAACAAUAAUCCCUGAAAAUGUAGAGGCAGUAUGUAUCGAAGUAAGAAAGCCGAAUGCCAAGCCAAUACUCAUUUCGACGUGGUACCGACCACCAAACUCCAAUUCUGAGAUUCUCGACUCUUUUGAAAUCUUUCUUCAAAACAUUGACACAGAAAAUAAAGAAAUUAUAAUAACUGGAGACUUUAAUAUAGAUUUAAUGCCCAGUGAGACCGAGAAUAGUAAGGCAAAAAGGCUUAAAGAAUUACUAAACACAUAUCAAUUGUCUCAACUUAUUAAAAAGCCUACUAGAACAACAGAAUCAACGAAGACGCUCUUAGAUUUAAUAAUUUGUAAAACUGACGACCCAAAACCCGCUACAACGGACGUUGUUGAGCUAGGUAUAAGCGACCACAACCUAGUCUACACUUGUAGAAAGGUCGGAAUAUGUAAACAAAAACCCAAAAUUAUUGAAACAAGGCAAUACCAUAAACUAAAUAAUGCGAAAUUCUAA